GGUUUGUCAUUCCCACGACACCGCUCACAGGUGGUGGGUGCAAUUUUAUUCACUGUGUACGCGGUAUAGUGCGCUGGAGCAUUGAAUUUGACACAGAGGAAGUUGACGAGAUUUAUAAUAGUCCCCGUUACGGGGAGCCAACAUCGGAAGGAGCUUUGUUAUUCUUCUUCCUUUCUCAUUGAAUAAUAGUACAAUUCACCAGCAAAAUGUUUAAGUUAACACUAGUAGCCACUAUUUUAGCAGUUGCUCUGGCGCGACCGGAGCCACCUGUUAAUUCCUAUUUGCCACCCGGUGGCGGUGGCGGUGGAGGUGGUGGUGGUGGUGGUGGUAGAGGAGGUGGUGGUGGUGGACCAUCGAGUCAGUACGGGCCACCCUCGGGGGGUGGAGGAGGAUUCGGUGGACAGGGACAAGGGUUUGGACAGCAGGGAGGCCAAGGUGGCAGACCGUCCGGUAAUUACGGUCCCCCCGGUGCAGGUGGCGGUGGAUUUGGUCAACAGGGAGGGCAGGGAGGUGGAUUUGGUCAAGGGGGACAAAAUGGACAGGGUGGACGACCGUCCAACAGCUAUGGUGCACCCAAUGCGGGUGGAGGUAAUGGAUUUGGACAGCAGGGAGGGUCAGGAGGACAGGGAGGCAGGCCGUCCAGUAGUUACGGUGCACCUGGGUCAGGCGGCGGUGGAUUCGGCCAGCAAGGCGGACAGGGUGGACAGUCGGGCAGACCAUCUAGUAGUUACGGCGCUCCUGGGUCAGGCGGCAGUGGAUUCGGUCAGCAAGGCGGACAGGGCGGCCAGUCAGGCAGACCAUCGAGUAGUUACGGUGCCCCUGGGUCAGGCGGCAGUGGAUUCGGUCAGCAAGGCGGACAGGGCGGACAGUCGGGCAGACCAUCGAGUAGUUACGGCGCUCCUGGGUCAGGCGGCGGUGGAUUCGGCCAACAAGGAGGACAAAGUGGAGGAUUUGGACAACAAAAUACCUCACCUCAACGACCUUCGGAUAGUUAUGGACCUCCUGGGGCAAAUGGAGGUGGAUUUGGACAACAGGGUGGACAGGGUGGUGGUUUCGGACCACAGAAUACCUCACCACCCAGGCCUUCAGAUAAUUAUGGACCUCCCGGUGCGGGCGGUGGAGGAUUUGGGCAGCAGGGUGGACAAGGCGGUGGAUUUGGUCAACAAGGUGGACAAGGGGGCCGAGGACAGGGGGGACGACCAUCGGGUAGUUAUGGUGCACCCAAUGCGGGUCAAAAUGGAUUCGGACAGCAAGGGGGUCAGGGUGGACAGGCAGGUUAUUCAAGCGGCCCUGCUGGUCAGGGAGGCUUUGGUGGACAGGGUGGUGCCGGGGGCGGAGGCGGUGGGAGACCUUCGGGUAGUUACGGAGCACCAGGAGGUGGAGGUAAUGGAUUUGGAGGUGGCAACAGUGGUUUCGGUGGCUCUUCACGAUCUGGAGGUUCGGGGGGUAGUACUCCGUCAGACAGUUACGCACCUCCCGCCGCUGGUGCUCCUGGUGAUGGAUAUGCCUCAGGGGGUCCCAGUGGUGGCUCAAGUGGUUACGGCAGUGGUGGACCAGGCGGGGAGGAGAGUAACGAACCGGCCAAGUACGAAUUCAACUACGAAGUUAAGGAUAGUCAAUCAGGACUUGAUUUCGGACAGACGGAGAGCCGUGAUGGUGAUCGAGCCCAGGGGAUGUUCAAUGUUCUCCUGCCUGAUGGAAGGAAGCAGAUUGUUGAGUACGAGGCGGAUCAAGACGGGUUCAAACCGCAGAUAAGAUAUGAGGGGGAGGCAAAUGCUGGUGGCUACGGCUCGGGUGGACCCGGAGGCGAUUCGGGUUAUCCAUCUGGUGGACCUGGUAAUUCGGGAGGACAAGGAGCAGGCAAUUUUGGUGGUAGUGGAGGUGGUUAUCCCUCGGGCGGUUCUGGAAAUAACGGAGGUUUUGGCAGCGACAGUGGGUAUCCCUCUGGUCAGCCUGGCGCUGGUAACGGUGGAUUUGGUGGACAGAAUGGCGGUGGAAAUCAAGGAUAUCCGUCUAAUCAAUCGGGUGGUAAUCAAGGUGGCUAUCCAUCGGGAAGUGGUGGCGAUGCGGCUGCUAAUGGUGGAUAUCAAUACUAAACCUGUGGAUAAUUCAAUGCUUAUAAUUUACAUCAUACUCUACGAAUGAUAAACGAUUCAUGAUAGAUUUUCAGCUCGAUAUUGACCUGCGAUACGAACAAAUUGAUUUAUGCAAAACGAUACAAUGCAAGAAUUGAAUAUUGAGACUUGUCACUAGAGUGAAACCCUGUAAUGUCACAGGAUGGUUUCUUCCGGUAUUCAAUUCAUAUUCAUGCAAUAUUGACUCUGUAGACAUCUACAUAUAUAUUAUAUUCAUAUUCUAGUUCAUUGUACCCGGCAAUCAUCUACAUCGUCCAUUAUGUCCACUCUAUCGCUUAGUAUUACAAUUUAACAUUCCGCUCGAUAUAUUACAUUCCAUCAAACUGAAGUGUAUUAUUUAAUUACUACUGUGGAAUGUAUUCAUGGUGAUCUAGAUUGCAAUGUAGAAUAAAAUCGCAAACUGAUUUUAA
This is a messenger RNA of Diachasmimorpha longicaudata, 2545 nucleotides long. RefSeq names its product pro-resilin (gene resilin). The coding region runs from base 207 to 2096 and encodes 629 amino acids. The transcript has 5 exons. NCBI's taxonomy places the organism in Eukaryota, Metazoa, Arthropoda, Insecta, Hymenoptera, Braconidae. The record is from RefSeq and is a predicted model, not a curated record. Gene Ontology annotation, cellular component: extracellular matrix.